Leptopilina boulardi is the source of this 11040-nucleotide messenger RNA. RefSeq names its product muscle calcium channel subunit alpha-1 (gene Ca-alpha1D). Gene Ontology annotation, biological process: calcium ion import across plasma membrane. The transcript is spliced from 42 exons. Gene Ontology annotation, molecular function: high voltage-gated calcium channel activity. NCBI's taxonomy places the organism in Eukaryota, Metazoa, Arthropoda, Insecta, Hymenoptera, Figitidae. Bases 1128 to 7538 code for a protein of 2136 amino acids. The record is from RefSeq and is a predicted model, not a curated record. Gene Ontology annotation, cellular component: voltage-gated calcium channel complex; membrane.
GUGCCCAGAGUACGAUUUUACACCACCCGAUUCGCGCUGAGUCUGCCUAGAGAGUCCAAGGGGGUGGAAAAAACAAGAAAUAUAUAGAAGACAAGGAAAAAGUAAAAAAAAAAAAAAAAAAAACGAUAAGGAAAAGAAAGUCAAUUUUCUAUUAGUCGUUUCUCAAACUAGUGUGAUAAACUAUACGUGAUUUUGAGUUGAAAAAGAUAUAUAUAGUUUUAUUUCACAAGCAUAUUCGGCUACGCUUUUCAUCCCUUGGGUUGGCGAAAGGGUGGCGCUCGAAUUAUAUAUACUAUAUAUCGAAAGCCGAAAGCUUGAACUCGCAGUGCAUUUGAGAGUUGAGGGCGAUAGUCCCGAGUCGGGAAAAUUGAUCCUGCUUUGCGUCGUGUGCUCGUCGACGUUCGUUAUAGUGUAUAUAAAGAGGAAGAGAGAGAGAGAGAGAGAAAGAGUGGGAAUUCCUCACCCCGGGAAACAAAUCGUUGAUCCAUUAUUAUUAUUAUUAUUAUUGUUGAUUUUUACUUGUUCCGGUUAUGAAAUGGAAAAAAUGCCCGUUUUUAAUUGCUCCGCGGCUCCGUGCGUGUGAAAAGCACCAGGAACACGAUAAAAGAAUAUAAAUAAGCAAACGCACCCAGAUAUCUAUUUAUAAGUUUAUAGUGAGCAUAUAGGCGAGGAAUUAGUGCGAGAAGAGGAAGCGACCAGGCGCGAGACUUGCUGGCGUGUGAGAAAAAUAUUGUGUGUGAGUUUGUUCCGAAAGACGAGACCAGUCCGAAAAAACACCCCCUCUUUACCCCUUUUAUAUCUAUAUAUAUUUUAUUGAAUUCAUUUCACUGUGUGGCUCAUUCAGUUUUUCAACCCCUUUCGGCUCUAUCGUGACUAGUGAGUGCCUAUAAAGUGCAAUACGAACGGAUAUGACGAGCGGAUCCGCCCGGUUCACGUGAUAUCUUCUUCACUUUACUUUUAAGAUGUGCUCGCAGAGGAAUCCCAAGAGGAUAACCGGGCCGUAGCAUGCGGAUCAAUUGCGGGAAGGAAGUCUUUUUGACUCCACGUCGAUCAUUGGCCGAAAAUCGGCGUCAAUCGUCGAGGAGCCGCAAGCGAUCUAGAAGAACGGAGUUCGACACUAGCGACCGAUGAGCACGGGGGAUGGCGGCUCAGCGUUGGGCCCUUUACAAGGAGGGGCCCAGCCCACGGCCGCGACCCCCUCCACUGCCACCUCUCCACUUCAGCAAUCACAACAAGUUGCACAAUCGGGAGCCAAUGUUUCACAAACGGGACCCGGAGCCGGAGCCGCGAGUGUGGCUGGUCAGGCCGCAGUCAAAGCUUCGGCUCCGAAACGUCCGGCUCGUCGUGGUGGCAAAGCAGCCUCCGACAGGCCCGUCAGGGCCCUCUUCUUUCUCACUUUAAAAAACCCCCUUCGAAAAAUGUGCAUUGACGUCGUCGAGUGGAAACCGUUCGAAUGGCUUAUUCUGAUGACGAUUUUUGCGAAUUGUGUGGCUCUAGCUGUUUACACUCCAUAUCCUUAUGGCGAUUCCAAUGCGACCAAUUUCUAUUUGGAAAAAAUCGAGUAUGUUUUUCUAGUAAUUUUCACAGUCGAAUGCAUGAUGAAAAUUAUAGCUUACGGAUUCGUAGCUCAUCCAGGCGCUUAUCUGCGCAACGGAUGGAAUUUGCUGGACUUUACGAUAGUUGUUAUCGGCAACAUCAGCACGAUCUUAACUGUAUUUUUGAAAGAGGGCUUCGAUGUCAAGGCGCUGAGGGCUUUUCGAGUGCUUCGGCCUCUGAGGCUAGUGUCAGGUGUUCCUAGUCUUCAGGUCGUCUUGAAUUCUAUUCUGAGGGCCAUGGUACCUCUACUGCAUAUUGCCCUUUUGGUUCUUUUUGUCAUAAUUAUUUAUGCAAUUAUAGGAUUGGAACUUUUCUCAGGAGAAAUGCACAAGACUUGUAGAAUAAAUGGAACUGAUGAAGAAAUGGAUGAACCACAUCCAUGUGGAAAAGGAGGUUUUCAGUGUGAAAAUAUUGGUGAUAAUUAUUACUGCAGCGAUAAAUUUUGGGAGGGUCCAAAUCAUGGAAUCACCAACUUUGAUAAUUUUGGUUUGGCUAUGUUGACGGUUUUUCAGUGUAUCACCCUCGAGGGAUGGACCGACGUGCUUUACGCAAUUCAAGAUGCAAUGGGAAGUGAAUGGCAGUGGAUUUAUUUUAUUUCUAUGGUUAUACUUGGAGCUUUUUUUGUCAUGAAUCUAAUUCUCGGAGUGUUAUCUGGAGAGUUUUCCAAGGAGAGAGAAAAGGCAAAAGCUCGAGGUGAUUUUCAUAAGCUAAGGGAAAAACAACAGAUAGAGGACGAUCUCCGGGGGUAUCUGGAUUGGAUAACACAGGCAGAGGAUAUCGAACCAGAAGCCGAUGAGCCACAGAUGCAGGAUGGAAAAUCAAAGCAGCAGAAUGAAAUGGAGAGUACAGAUCAACUCGAGGGCGAGGAGGAUGGUGUUCAACAAGAAUCAUUGUGGAAACGAAAGAAACGAGACUUGGAAAGAGCGAACAGGCGCAUGAGAAGAGCCUGCAGGAAGGCUGUGAAGUCUCAAGUUUUCUACUGGUUAAUUAUAAUUUUAGUAUUUUUAAAUACCGGAGUCUUAGCGACUGAACAUUAUCAUCAACCUGAUUGGCUGGAUGAAUUUCAAGAAAUUACAAACAUAUUCUUCAUCGCCCUUUUUUCUAUGGAAAUGAUGUUAAAGAUUUAUAGUUUAGGCUUUCAGGGUUAUUUUGUAUCACUUUUCAAUCGAUUCGAUUGCUUUGUGGUUAUCGGGUCCAUUAGCGAAAUGAUACUGACUAGAACACAUGUGAUGCCACCACUUGGAGUUUCGGUACUUCGAUGUGUUCGGUUACUCAGGGUGUUCAAGGUCACAAAAUAUUGGAGAUCUCUUUCAAAUUUAGUAGCAUCUUUGUUAAAUUCGAUACAAUCGAUUGCAUCUCUAUUGCUUCUUCUCUUCUUAUUCAUUGUUAUUUUCGCUUUACUAGGGAUGCAGGUAUUUGGAGGAAAAUUUAAUUUCAAUGAUAUGGAUGACAAACCUCGACAAAAUUUUGAUUGCUUUUGGCAAAGUCUCCUAACAGUGUUUCAGAUUUUAACAGGUGAAGACUGGAAUACUGUUAUGUACACGGGAAUUUUAGCUUAUGGUGGAGUUGCUAGUUCAGGUGUAAUUGCGUGCGCGUACUUCAUUAUCCUCUUCAUCUGCGGUAAUUAUAUACUUCUCAACGUUUUCUUGGCCAUCGCAGUGGACAAUCUUGCGGAUGCUGAAUCCUUAACAGCAAUAGAGAAAGAGGCUGAGGAGGAGGCAGAGAAACAUAAAUCCCGUAGUCCAUCACCAGGCCACGAUGAAAUUAGUGGUGAUCCAGGUGAUGAUGGAGGUGAUAUAACCGAAGGUGAAGAUGAUGGUGGAGAAACAAGUCUUGAGCAAGAUCCAAAUGAAACUAUGGACGAUUAUGAGGCAGCUUUAGAUACUGAAAAUUCUGAAAAAGGAGAUGACAUGAACAGCAGAGGUAAAGUUCGUUUAAACAUUGACUCUGACGAGGAAGAUCUUGACGUAGAAGAUGAAGAAGAUGAUCAAACCGAAAUGCAUGAUGGAAUCGAUGGAGAAGUGUCAGCGAGGCCAAGACGAAUGUCAGAAUUUAACAUGGCAACGAAAACUCAACCAAUUCCUCCCGGUAGUGCGUUCUUUAUUUUUUCUCAAAAAAGCAGAUUUCGAAUCUUCUGUCAUUGGGUUUGCAAUCAUAGUUAUUUUGGUAAUGUGAUUUUGGUCUGCAUUAUGAUUUCGUCAGCAAUGCUGGCUGCCGAGGACCCUUUGAAAUCAACAUCACCGAGAAAUCUGAUUCUCAAUUAUUUUGAUUACUUCUUCACCACCGUGUUCACAAUUGAAAUUUGCUUGAAAAUGAUAUCUUAUGGAGCUUUUAUACACGACGGCGCUUUUUGCAGAUCGGCCUUCAAUCUUCUUGAUCUUCUUGUCGUCUGUGUAUCUCUUAUUUCCAUAGUUUACAGCUCUGGGGCUAUAUCAUUUGUGAAAAUCUUGAGGGUGCUACGAGUUUUGAGGCCGUUACGAGCAAUCAAUCGUGCCAAAGGCUUGAAGCACGUAGUUCAGUGCGUCAUCGUAGCGGUAAAGACUAUCGGAAAUAUAGUCCUCGUCACCAGCCUCCUGCAGUUCGUGUUCGCCGUCAUUGGCGUUCAGCUCUUUAAGGGAAAAUUUUUUAAAUGCAAUGAUGGAUCAAAAAUGACAGAAGCCGAAUGCCAAGGCACUUAUAUAAUAUACGAUGAUGGAAAUAUUGACAGGCCUAAAGUGGUGGAAAGGGAAUGGACGAAACAUCGUUUUCAUUUUGAUGAUGUUGCUAAAGCCAUGCUAACACUCUUCACCGUUUCCACAUUUGAAGGAUGGCCCGGAUUGUUAUACGAUUCGAUUGAUUCGAAUAGAGAGGAUUAUGGACCAAUUCACAAUUUUCGUCCGAUAGUUGCUACUUAUUAUAUCAUAUACAUUAUUAUCAUUGCGUUUUUCAUGGUGAAUAUCUUUGUGGGUUUCGUUAUUGUUACAUUUCAAAACGAAGGAGAACAGGAAUACAAAAAUUGUGAACUGGAUAAAAAUCAGCGAAAUUGCAUUGAAUUUGCUUUGAAAGCGAAACCAGUGAGACGCUAUAUUCCAAAGCAUCGAAUUCAAUACAAAGUGUGGUGGUUUGUAACAUCCCAGCCUUUCGAGUAUACAAUAUUUAUUUUAAUUAUGAUAAACACUGUAACUUUGGCAAUGAAAUUCUACAAUCAACCAGAUUUCUAUACGAAAGCCCUUGACGUGUUGAAUAUGAUUUUCACAGCAGUAUUCGCUCUUGAAUUUGUUUUUAAACUCGCCGCCUUUCGAUUUAAGAAUUAUUUCGGAGACGCCUGGAACGUUUUUGACUUCAUUAUUGUGUUGGGAAGUUUUAUUGAUAUUGUUUAUUCUGAAGUGAAUCCUGGUUCGAGUAUAAUUUCAAUAAAUUUUUUUCGACUUUUUCGCGUAAUGCGACUUGUAAAGCUACUUAGUCGUGGUGAAGGCAUAAGAACAUUACUUUGGACUUUUAUUAAAUCUUUUCAAGCUCUUCCCUAUGUGGCUCUAUUAAUAGUGAUGUUGUUCUUUAUUUACGCUGUAAUUGGUAUGCAGAUAUUUGGACGAAUCGCCAUCGACGAUGAAACGCACAUCAAUCGAAAUAAUAAUUUCCAAACAUUCUCACAAGCUGUUCUCAUUUUAUUUAGAUCAGCGACAGGCGAGGCUUGGCAAGAAAUUAUGUUGGACUGUUCAGCUCGAGUCAAUAUAGUGAAGUGUGACAAGAAAAGUGAGGAUAAAGAUAAAGAUACUUGCGGUUCGGAUAUGGCGUUUCCAUAUUUCAUAUCAUUCUAUGUUCUUUGUUCAUUUCUUAUUAUCAAUCUUUUCGUGGCUGUAAUUAUGGAUAAUUUCGAUUAUUUAACAAGGGAUUGGUCAAUUCUUGGACCUCAUCAUUUAGAUGAAUUUAUUCGGCUUUGGUCGGAAUACGAUCCGGAUGCGAAAGGACGAAUCAAACAUUUGGAUGUUGUGACUCUCUUAAGAAAAAUUUCACCACCACUUGGUUUCGGUAAAUUGUGCCCUCAUAGAGUAGCUUGUAAGAGAUUAGUCUCCAUGAAUAUGCCACUGAACAGUGACGGAACUGUUCUUUUUAAUGCAACUUUGUUUGCUGUAGUUAGAACCUCAUUGCGAAUAAAAACCGAAGGUAAUAUUGAUGAUUGUAACGCUGAAUUACGAGCAGUUAUAAAAAAAAUUUGGAAAAGGACAAGUCCAAAAUUAUUGGAUCAAGUCGUUCCACCACCGGGUGUGGAUGAUGAAGUCACAGUAGGAAAGUUCUACGCAACUUUUUUAAUUCAGGACUACUUUAGACGUUUUAAGAAACGAAAGGAACUCGAAAUGAAGGAAGGGGAUAUAGAUUGUCACAACGCUGUUACGUUACAGGCGGGUUUGAGAACUUUGCACGAAGCUGGUCCAGAGCUAAAGAGGGCGAUUUCCGGAAAUCUAGAAGAACUAAUCGAUGACAAUCCUGAACCAACGCACAGGAGAAAUCACUCACUUUUUGGUAGCGUGUGGUCGAGCAUGAAAAAAGGUCAUCACAGUUUUCACAGGGCGAGGUCGCUCAAAACAAACUCCACUAUUCCUAAAACUUCACCGACUAAUUCUAUAGACUUUUUGCCGUACGCUUCCUUACGCAGAGUAAAGCACGAUGCUACAAAUCAAGUUACUGCUAGGUCCCAUCAAGUGGUGCCAAACAUUGGAAGUGGCAUGAGUGACACUACUAUGAAUCAAAUGGGAAUUGAUCCAAAACUGACUGGAGUCGAGGAAAAUAUUCCAUUGAGACCACUCGCGGUUUUUAGUGUUCCUGGUCAGCAAACAAAUUAUCAAACUGCAUAUAAAGUACUCGAUCUUCAGGACGGAAUCGAGCGGCAGUUGACGCCACCCACACCUCCUCCAAGAAGGAACCCACCUCCGCCCGCAAAUAUUAUUGUCACCGUCACAGCCACGACGACCGUUACGACCGUCACAACGGUGUCGACGAGCGUCACGACUGCAACGAGUACGACAUCAUCAUCAACAACAGCAACAAGUCCCAGUCCUGCUUCCUCCACGAAUGGAGGUCCUGCAGCUUGUUACUAUGCUUAUGCGACAAGAGGAUGCUGCGUCGAUUGUGCAGUCUGGAACAAUCACGCCGUAGUUGAAUGCGACGAUGAUUCAUCGGCUGAAAGUGCGUCAAGUGGAUCCGGGAGAAGAAAUGGUGAUAGCGAAGGGUGGGUUCGACCACCAAGAAAAUCGUCAUCCCGUCUCUCGCGACAACAAAAACGAGAAGCGUUAACCGGGAGGAAAUCUUCCUCCUUUCGCCAGGCCGGUAAUUUGUCUCAAGGUGAAUCAGGAACUGGAACUCAGGCCAGCGGUCGUACUGUUGCAAAUGGUCUCAAAUUGGCACAAAAUCAGGCAAUUGCCAUUACUGGAUUCCUGGCAGAUGUCGAUUCCCGACAGUGGAAGGUCUGUGAUACUUGUUUUUCACAUCGAGCUUCCUAUCACGGCAGAGUUUCCUGGGCUGGAGAAAGUAAUGGCAGUGUUGGUACAGAGCGCUUAUCACACAGCUUACCCGGAAGUCCCGCUGAUCGGAAACCGAAUUUUGAAGUUAUUGGAAGUGCUGAGAGUCUCGUUGGUCGGGUGCUUGUAGAACAAGGUUUAGGAAAAUAUUGCGACCCAGAAUUUGUAAGAUACACAUCAAAAGAGAUGCAGGAGGCGAUGGAUAUGACUCGAGAGGAAAUGGACCGAGCGGCUCAUCAGUUAUUGCUUCAAGAACGAAGAGGUCAACCAUUGACCUAUCAACUACAACAGGGAAUGGAUCAGCAUUGGAAUUCGUCGUAUAAUCAGGGUCAACAAGCAAUUGGUUAUGAGCCACUGCAGGAGCAGCCAGUUCCGUCUCAAGUUCAACAGCAAUAUCAAACCUAUCAGCAACAACAGCAGCAGCAUCAGCAACAGCCUCCAUCUUAGCACUAGUGAAAACGCGCGCAAAGCGUGUUUCUUCAAACCUGUCUUUAAUAAAACAAACCGGAUCAGGAAUGAAUCCGGAUUUUGGGCUACUCUUUUCGUUACACAGUGUAACCCAAAAAAGAAAAACGUCGUCAUUCGUGACUUUCGAUUCCAAUCGGGAUUGAUUUUAAUGAUCGAGUGGUAUUUUUUUUUAUUUGCUAAUCGUCUAUCGAAAUUGACGAUAAUUAUAUAUAUAUGACGACUACAUAAGUUACAUGAAGUAACUUUUUACUAUGAACUGUUCGAUUUUGAAUAAAAAUUCUGAAUAUCGAACUUUUAUUGUGGUUGUUAAUGGAGAACGAGAGUUUAAUUGCCUGAAAAACAAGGAUAAGGACAUUGAUUAUUAUUGAAAGGAGUUUAAAUUUGUAAGUUCGUCAACAACAAGCUCGUUUGUCAAAAUGUCAAUGAUCAUCGACAGAUCAGGCAUUCUUUUUAAAAGUGGUACACAAAAUAUUUGCAAAAAGAAACAAACAACCCUUUUAGAGAAUUUGACGAACGAACCGAGCUUUGUAACAGCAACGUAUUUUGUACCGUUUUUUAAAAUCAUAAUUCGACCAAGAGCGUAGUUACAUAGGACUGUUAAAUCGUUAUUAACUCGCCAAAAGUUGCGUGUUAAUGUUCGUAUAAAAAAAAGUAAUAAUAAAUGAUUCCCGGACUUUGCUGGUUCUUUCAAAAAUUUCCAUUAAAAACUUGGACGUCAGUAGAUUUACAUUUUCUAAUAACGUUUCUAAUGUCAUUCAACACCUCUCCAAUAUAGCAUCGUAUUCCUCCAAAGGUACAAAGAGAUUAUUUCACCUUGUAAUAUAUAAAAUACACCCAUCGCCAUAAGGGUGUAGUGUAAAAUAAAUUCAAUUUUUUCCUCAUCAUUAAACAAACGUCAAUUUUAAAUACGAGAUAUAAAAUUAAUUUUCCGAAAAAUUUUUUAACUUCUGCUUUUUUUACACUGCACGCUAUUUACUAACGGGGCGAAUGAAAACGCAUUAUCUAAAUCAAUGAUAAUUAAUUAAUUGAAAAUGAAAUUAAUUUACGAUUGUUAAUAUUAUGGUACACAAUUAAAUUGUACAAACAUGUUAUCUAUGUAAAUAGAAGACUUAAAAGUAUUAAACAAGAAUUGACUUUAUUGAAUUAGAAAAAUUGAAUGACAAGAAGUGAAUUUAUUAAAUUAGAACUAAAUUUAUUAAAUCAGAAUUUAAUGUAUUGAAUUAGGGAAAAUUAAUUUAUUAAACUAAUUAAGCUAUAUAAAAUUUUAUUGAGUUAUUAAUUGAAAUGUUGAUUAUAUAUAAAUUGGUUUUUUUUGAAUAACAAUAAUUGAAUUAUAAAUUACUUGUUACAAUAUGUAACAAUAAAAAAGAUUUUAUAGAAUAAAAAAUAAUGUAUAUUUACGUUAUUAUAUAAAUAUAUUAAAGUUUUAUAUUGUAAUAUGUAAAAAUAUAUUACUUUUAAUAAUUGUUUAAAUAAUUUCACUUGGUGAGUUGAUUAAAAUAUUGUAUAGAGACAAUUAGAAAAAAAUGAGUAAUGCGCUUUUAUUCCCUGGGUAAAUGUAUUCAUACACAUCAACAUAAACGAAUCCUCAAACUAUAAAAAUAAAGCGAAAGAUCAGAUACAUUAUAUACAAAUAUGUAGUUCGUAAUAGCGUCAAAAGUGUACAGUCUCUUAAUUUAUAAUGUCUCAAAUUGUGUGCCAGUAAUGAGCCAAGACGUUUCUGAGAGAUCGAAAAAACUUGGAUGCUUUUUACGAAAUUGGGGUUUAUUUAGAAAUUUUAUUAUUAAUUUUUGAAAUAAAUUCUCAUACAUUCGAUGGAAAAUUAAAGUUUCCAUUGUUUGAAAGUUAUUAUUAUUUUAAUUAAUUAAAAUUUUAUUUUUAUUGAAUUUAAACAUAAUUAUAAAUUGAAAGAGUUAAUUCAGAAAUAUAUUUGAAAUUUUAUUAACUAAAAUAAUUUUCAACUUUUAUUAGGUAAUAAAUAAAAUAAUAAAUAGUAAUAACAAAAAACAAUUUUAUGCAUAGAAAAUUUCAUUUAUUUCUGUUAUAGUUUUUUUUAAUGUGUCGAACUUCAUAAUAAUGAAAUGUAUAUUAAAUAUAAAUCAAGAUUGUAAUAUGACAAAUUGUCUGUAUUUAUUUUUGAAAUACUUGUUAAUGGUAAAAUUUAUGAAAUUUCUUUGAUUUUUUAAGCAUAUUUAUAAAGAAAUUGUCCCGAUGGAAGCUUCUUCACGGAUUUUGCAAAUAGAUUAUUAACUCAUUUUUCUUUCAUAAAAUAAAUAUAAUUUAAAAAAUGUUGCAACUAUUCAAAUAACAAUUAAUUAUAUAAUUGAUUCCAAACUACACUAAAAUGUUGAUUUGAAUUAAUUAUUUCAUUUUUUAAAUAUUCGGAAGUAUAUUUAAAAUAGAUAUUGAAAAAAAUAUUAAAUCAGUGAACAAGCUCAUAGUCUCGUAUUAUUUGUUAUUUUGUAAGAUGGAUCAUAGAUGAGAUAACAAGUGCCUAAGUAUCUAAUAUAACUUCUUUCGGACCAGCGAAGACUUUUACCAAUUUGUUAAGUACUAUUGUAUAUUAUGUACAUCGCGCGUACUGUUCCGAAGAAGUAAAUGACUCGAUGUCAAUGUGAAAAGAACAUUCUAAUUCAAAUACUUUCAAAAACCCAAAAAGAAUUCCUGUGCAAUUCGCAAUAUAUUAUUAGCAAAAACUUUUAUAAUAACUUCGAUGAUCAAACAAUUACGAACAAUAUUUUCAUUUCAUUUUUUAAUAUUCGUUUGUCGAUAUUUUUAAAUUGAUAUUUUACUCUCAUUUUUUUAACUUAAAUCUUCACGAUCCAGUAACUUUGUUUGAUCAUCAAAGCAAGCGAAAAACAAUGAAGGAAGUUGUAAUGAAUACCGUAAACAUCCAUGAAAAUUGAAUAAGAGUACAUUAUCGAUAGACUUUCGUAUCUCUAUUCAAUUUCACAGUUUUGACUCUAAUAUAUAAUAAUUAAUUAUGUUAAGGAUUUCAAACCCGAAAUCGAGAAAAAAAUAGACUUUGUUAAAAUUGUAAAUUAUUGUUUGAAAUAAUCUUAUUCCUAUUAAUAUAGACUGUGAAUUUCAUAUUCAUUUUUUCAACGUAUUUCUUACCAGGAUAUCUAGCAAUCGUUUUAUAUAUAUUAUUCAUAAAUAUAAAAUUAAUCUAGAGAUUACUCUAGAAAAAAUCGGCUCUGAUUUACAAGGCAGCGAAAAUCGAUUUAUAAGGUAAAAAUAAUUCAAUAAAAAACAAGAGUUUUCAGAUAAAAAUGAAAUAAACAGACGCCGCAAAUUCCUUAUUUUCUCUAAAAAAGGUGAAUUUCAACGAAGAGGUGCAAAUUGAAGUUUUUUAAUACUAAUAAAAUGUCUAAUUGUACUUAAAUCAUUUUUAUGAAAAUUCAGUCUCAAGAUUUUCAAGUGUUAGAGAGUAGAAACAUUUCGAAUUUCACUAAAAUAAUAAUAGAAACUAUUAUAUGAA